Messenger RNA from Colletotrichum acutatum, 1727 nucleotides. Its product is annotated as major facilitator superfamily transporter. The transcript is spliced from 4 exons. NCBI's taxonomy places the organism in Eukaryota, Fungi, Ascomycota, Sordariomycetes, Glomerellales, Glomerellaceae. Gene Ontology annotation, molecular function: transmembrane transporter activity. Bases 92 to 1696 code for a protein of 534 amino acids. The record is from RefSeq and is a predicted model, not a curated record. Gene Ontology annotation, cellular component: plasma membrane. Gene Ontology annotation, biological process: transmembrane transport.
UUCUAAUAACCUUCAAUUCCAAGCCACUUGAAUCAUUUGCUUGCGCCACAACAUCGAGCCAUUGAGAAAGACUACAAGUCUGCUACUCACAAUGGCAGACUCGGUGAAUGAGAAGGAAAAAAUUGGCUCAUCACCACGACCUGAGGAGAACGGCAUCGGCAAGACGACACAGGAGGUCACACUGACCAAAGAUGGCUUCAGCGUACAUCCUCAGCCCGUCGCGGGCGAUGCCAUGGAUCCCCUCAACUGGUCCGCCUUCCAGAAGAACACGAUCCUCGCCAUCGUGAUGGCAUUAUACUUCAUGUUCACCUACAUCACGACAACAACGGUCCCCUCCUUCCCCGAGCUACAAGAGCAAUACUCCCUCACCCUCGAAAUGGUAAACUGGACUGUCGCCAUCCCGGCCCUCGGCCUCGCCAUCGGCCCCUUGAUAUGGUCCUCCCCCGCGGACAGCAUCGGCCGCCGGCCCAUAUUCAUCGCAGGCACCGUCGUCGCCUUCGCCGCGACCAUUGGCGCCGCAAAGGCCCCUUCGUACGGGGGUUACAUGGCGGCACGCCUCUUCCAGGGGCUUGGCGUCAGUCCCGCCGCGACGGUCGGACUAGCCAUCAUCAACGACAUGUUCUUCGAGCACGAGCGCGGACAAAAGGUCGGCCUCUGGGUUUUGGCCAUCGAUUUGGGCCUACUUGCUGGUCCCCUGAUUGGUGGGUUCGUGGAUUUGAUCGAUCACUACUGGAUCCAGUGGAUGACGGCCAUCUUCUUUGCUGUCAUCCUUGUUGCGGAGCUUGCCUUUUUGCCCGAGACACUGUAUCCGAGAGACUAUAUGCUUUCCAAGACCAAAGGUGUCGUGUAUGGUGCCACAGACGGCGCCGUAGACGAGAAGGCUAUGGGAUCGACGGCAGCGCCAGAGACAGUGGAUGUUACGAGGACGAAGAAGUUGGGAUUUUUGAAUGUGAAGCCCGUGCCGGCGAUGAAGCAUCCCAAGCCAUGGGCGUCGAUUGUGCGCUUCGGGAAAUUGUUCAAGUUCUCUGUGGUGCCCAUCGCGACGGGGGUUUACUGCUUCGGGUGGUAUUGGUGGGUGCUGUCGGUCAUCACGAUGAUUCCCGUGGCCUACAUUGAUUAUUCGCCGCAAAUCCAGGGACUCUUCUUUAUCGGGUUGAUUGUCGGAACUCUGAUCUCGGAAAUUUUCUUUUCCGGACAGCUAAGCGACUGGCUUGUGAUAAAGCUCGCAAAGCGCAAUGGAGGCGUCAAAACAGCCGAGAUGCGUCUGUGGCUGGCUUAUCCCGCGGCUCUUCUCACCUCCAUCGGCCUCAUCAUCUGGGGUGUGAGUAUCGACAAGGCAUACCACUGGAUGGUUGGACAGGUUGCCUUUGCUCUAUUCGGUGCGGGGAUUCAAAUGGGCAACACUGCCAUCUGCUCGUACAUUGUCGACGCGUACCCGCUUCAGAGCAUGGCCGUGAUUACCUUUUACGCGGUGCUCCUCAACCUCAGCGCCUUCAUCGAUCCCUUCUUCAUCGCGCCUUGGGUGACGAAUGUCGGCUACACUUGGACAUUUGCAGGACACGGUAUCAUUACCAUCUUUUUCUGCAUACCAGCGCUGGGUCUGUUGCAUAGGUUUGGAGGCGCACUUAGAGCAAAGGCGGGAGAGCCAGAUUGGGUUAACCCCGAGUAUGAUCAUGAUAUUGUGCGGGAAGCUUGAUCUUCAGACAGUAGGCUUUCUGUAGAAGUGC